Messenger RNA from Sinocyclocheilus rhinocerous, 1458 nucleotides. RefSeq names its product nucleoporin 43 (gene nup43). Bases 144 to 1259 code for a protein of 371 amino acids. Gene Ontology annotation, molecular function: protein binding. The record is from RefSeq and is a predicted model, not a curated record. NCBI's taxonomy places the organism in Eukaryota, Metazoa, Chordata, Actinopteri, Cypriniformes, Cyprinidae. The transcript has 8 exons. Gene Ontology annotation, cellular component: nuclear pore outer ring.
AUUUUAUCAAACCGAAUCGCGUUUGGUCCUUACAGGCCGCCGUACUCAGCGAACAACACGGCAGGCGGAGGUGGCGGGAUACAUUGCUGCAUGUGAAGCACACCGAACUAAACAACAACACAACACGACAACAGUGAGACCCGAUGGACCCGAUAGCCAAAUACAUCUCGCAGAAAAUCAGUAAGACGCGGUGGCGGCCUAUUUCUCCUGCUUUAUUACAGCAGCCUGAAGUGUUCGCCACAGGAUCCUGGGACAACGAGAAUAACAAAGUGUCGAUCUGGUCGGUGGGAGAUCAUGGAGUCUCUAACACAGACGGAGAGUUUGAUGAAGAGCCUCAGUUACUGUGCGACUCUCAGCAUGACGGGGAUGUGAUGGACCUACAGUUUCUAGAUCAAGACCGACUCGUUUCUGCAUCAUCAAGCGGAGCUGUGACGAUCUUUAAGCUUCAGCCUGACUGUCAGGCUCUUUCGUUGGCUCAUGUGUGGGAGAGGGCUCAUCGAUAUCCUUGUGAUAAUGCACCCUGCACUGCAGUAGUGUGCAGAAGCCCUGAACUAGUGUCAGUGGGUGAGGACGGCCGGGUUACUCUUUACAAGGCAGAUCAGACUGAAGUUGUCCGUGUUAUUGAAAAUGCAGAUAGCAGUACGAUUCAUGCCGUGACUUUUCUAAGGACGACUGAAGUUCUCACUGUUAACUCCAUCGGUCAGCUGAAGAUGUGGGACUUCAGACAGCAGAGUGACAGUCCUGCACAAAUUCUCUCUCUCACUGGGGACAGAGUGCCCUUGCACUGUGUGGAUAAACACCCAAACCAGCAGCACAUAGUGGCCACUGGAGGACAGGAUGGGAUGCUGUGUAUCUGGGAUGUGAGACAGGGCAAUACACCCUUCUCUCUCAUAGAGGCCCAUUCAGCGGAAAUGUGGGAAGUACAUUUUCAUCCAUCAAACCCCAAUCACUUGUUUACGUGUUCAGAGGAUGGUUCUCUGCUACACUGGGAGACGACUUCAGGAUCAGACAUGAGCACACUCCUACAGAAGGGCUGGAACAGCAGGGUCGUCUCGCAUAGUGCCAUACCGAUGGCAGGGGAGAAUGACUCUGUGGUCAGCGCCUGGCUUGCUGGGGACUCCAGCAAAAAUAGACUGGAGGCAACUCAUAUGCUGCCCAGCCAGACACUGUCUGUCAACAGCCUCGAUGUGCUUGAGCAGUGUUUAGUGUGUGGGACUGAUGGAGAGGCCGUGUACGUCCACAGACAAGUUCCUGUUUGAUUACUGACCCCAAACAUGUAUGAAAGAGAAGGCUUGGAAUAUUUUUAUAAACUAAACGUCUUUGUCCAGUUGGUUGAAAUUACACAAGAAAUGAUCAAGUCAUUAAAAUGGCCAUGUGUACAGCCUUUCUGUGUGAUAUAAGUUUUGUUGAAGUACUCGGGAUACAGUGACGGGGACCAUAAUAAAAACUUAUCAUACU